This is a messenger RNA of Echinops telfairi (small Madagascar hedgehog), 531 nucleotides long. RefSeq names its product tubulin gamma-2 chain-like. Gene Ontology annotation, biological process: mitotic sister chromatid segregation; cytoplasmic microtubule organization; microtubule nucleation. The record is from RefSeq and is a predicted model, not a curated record. NCBI's taxonomy places the organism in Eukaryota, Metazoa, Chordata, Mammalia, Afrosoricida, Tenrecidae. Gene Ontology annotation, cellular component: nucleus; centrosome; gamma-tubulin complex. The transcript has 4 exons. Gene Ontology annotation, molecular function: structural constituent of cytoskeleton; GTP binding. The annotation marks the transcript as partial.
UUCGAGUUCUGGAAACAGCUCUGCGCCGAGCAUGGCAUCAGCCCCGAGGGCAUCGUGGAGGAGUUCGCCACUGAAGGCACAGACCGAAAAGACGUCUUUUUCUACCAGGCAGACGAUGAGCACUACAUCCCCAGGGCGGUGCUGCUGGACCUGGAGCCCCGGGUGAUCCACUCCAUCCUCAACUCCCCCUAUGCCAAGCUCUACAACCCGGAGAACAUCUACCUGUCGGAGCAUGGCGGCGGCGCGGGCAACAACUGGGCCAGCGGAUUCUCCCAGGGUGAAAAAAUCCACGAAGACAUCUUUGACAUCAUAGACAGAGAGGCAGAUGGGAGUGACAGCCUAGAGGGGUUUGUGCUGUGUCAUUCCAUAGCUGGAGGGACCGGGUCUGGCCUGGGCUCCUACCUCCUGGAGCGGCUGAAUGACAGGUGAGCCAGGUGUGGGCUGAAGACUGGAGCCCUGUUGCCCUGGGCUCACUUUUGGUACUUUUUCUCUUGGCAGAGAAGAUUUGAAACAUCCCCUUUUGAGUCACAG